Trichomonas vaginalis G3 is the source of this 4473-nucleotide messenger RNA. RefSeq lists its product as uncharacterized. The transcript has a single exon. NCBI's taxonomy places the organism in Eukaryota, Parabasalia, Trichomonadida, Trichomonadidae. The record is from RefSeq and is a predicted model, not a curated record. The coding region runs from base 1 to 4473 and encodes 1490 amino acids.
AUGAAGAAAAAUCCUAUUUCACCACGAACUCCUAAGUAUCCAAAGUAUUCUGAAGUCAACAAUGGAAGAUCCAAUCCAUCAACACCAAAUGGGAUCAAAUCUCCAAGGCUCCAGCUCCCUGCAUAUGAAACUCCACAAACAAGGAAGGAUGUUGUGAGCGCAACGUUUGUAUCUGUUGCCGGACAAAAGCUCAAAUCCUUACCUCCAAGUGCAAAGAACAAACAUGUCAUUGCUCUCAACUUAGAAGACAAUCAAUUAAGUAUUAAUUCAUUAAAAGACCUUCCUAAGAACCUCACAUCUCUUUCAUUAUCAAACAAUCCACUUUUAUCAUGCGCCAUUCCUAAAUUUGAUCGCUUGCGUUCACUUGUUCUUGAUAAUUGCCAAAUAAAUUCAUUCGAAGGAAUGCCAAAGUUCCCUAAUCUCAGGCUUUUCUCAAUUGCCAACAACAACAUAUCGGAUUUAAAUGAAAUUCAAAUCUUUACAAAACUUGAAACAUUAAAUCUCUCAAACAACGCAUUUGACUUCGAUCCAGUCAUCUGUAUUGCAGCCAUUGGAUCCAUAUGUCUUACGAAGUUCAACGGAAUCCCACUUACUUCACUUGUUCUUACAGAAGCUUUCAAAUUUUCGCCAAUUGUUGGCUAUGCGCUCAGACACGGCCGCAAUCCUCAAAGAUACUCCAACGCUGAAGAGGAAAUCCAGGUUUCCCAGGAGUUUUUGAACAAAAAUUUGAUUGAGCAAUUAACAUCUGCCGGAAUGGAUCCAUCUCUUGCGCAGUUCAAGACAGAGACAGUCGGCGACAACAUGUCUUUGAUACUCCCGUUCACCGCAACCAACAUCAAAUGGUACAGAGAUGUUUUGCCAACGGAACAGAACACUUCUGAGUGGGCUUCUGUACAGGGCAAUGUUAGUAAGGACACACCGAAUGUUCUCGAACUUACAAACAUCAUGAAAAUGCAUUUAAUUAAGUGCGAUUUUACAAUGAACGAACAAAACUUCUCAUUAUACACUGACCAACCGAUAGGUCGUAAGCCAAAUGUCUUAGUUCUUCCUUUCCCACUCGAUCCAGUCCUCGCUGGCCUUCCUCUCGAAGGAUCUAUGAUUUCAUUAAUUCCUCUUCCGAUUCCUACAAAAGUUGCAUGGGUUUCGGGUACAAGAAUCAUUAAACAAGACGAAACAGCAAUUAUUGUCUCAAACGCAGAGAUCGGAAAGCCAGUUACAUGCUUAUUAGCUCCAUUCUGUCCAAACUUCCCCAAUAUCAUCUUCGCGACACUCUAUACAGAAACAAUGACCGUACAACCACUACUUCCUACAGUUUCAGGUGUUACUUUCCCUGAAAUAAUUAUUGAAGAAUCCGAAAUCGAGUUUACAAGGGUCAUUACUCCAGAUAGAGAAGGAAAUUCACAAAUAUCGAUCGAGCACUCCAGAUUCCAGUCAUCAGCAUGGGAAAACGUCGCAAAUCUUUCUCCAGAUAAUUUCAAGUACACUCCUAACCAAUCUGACGUUGGUUGCUACCUCAGGAUCUGCUAUACACCAGAGACAAGCGAAGGAACUCAAGGCGAAACCAUCUAUUUCUACUCAAAAACAAAAGUUUUGCCUCAAUUCCCAACUUUUGAGAACGCAGCGAUAUCCGGCCAAUUAUCGGUUGGCCAUACCCUUGUGGCCACAGGGAAGUACAAAGGAGGACAUCCUGGCCAACACCACUACAGGUGGCUUUUAUGCGACAACAAGGAUGGAAAGAAGAUCACUCAGAAGAUGGCAAAGACAAUGCAGGAGGUAGGUAAUGAAAAAUUCCUCAAAAUCACCCAAGAAAUGGAAGAUAAAAUUAUAUGUCUCGAAAUUUUACCGAUAAGAGAUGACGAAGUUGUCGGAAAUACAAUCUUCCUGGUCUCACAAGGCGUUGUACAGCCUGCAGAGCACGAAGAACUUCGUGUUAUCGAGUAUAAUAAUCCUAUUGUUGCAGGAAAGAAGGUUCAGCUUGAAGAAACCGUCCAAUUCUUCUUGUCUUCACCUGAUAGUCCCAUUGGCUACGAACCGAUUAAGUUCGGAAACUCUUUUGUCCCUCAUUUGGAAAAUGUCGGACAAUUCUUAAGAGUUGAGAGCGAAGGAGCCGAAGGAUUACUCGGAGAAGUGCAAGAGCCACCUCCACUGUUGAAGGCUGUCGCAAUAAACUGCGAAAAAUGCGUGGAAAACGCUGUUGCAAAUUUGCAAAUCAAAGUUCAGCGACUUUCAGCUCAGAACAUCGAGAUAAUAUGGACGAAAGUGAAGAAGGAUACCGAAAAAGUCGUGGCCGUCAACACUUCUUCAUACACUUUCGCUCCAGAAGACGUCGGAUUCCAAAUUCGCGCGAAAGUCACAGCUCUCGACAAAGCAGGUAACGCGAUCAGCUCUCUAACAACAGAUCUAACACAGACAGUACAAGCACAGGGCAAUUCUGUACCUGUUAUCGCUGGAAAAUUCAAAGAAGGCGGUAAAUUGCAUAUCGAAUGCGAGAAAGAGUAUUCAGAAGUACUGUGGUUCAGAAAAGAACGUAACCAAUGGAUAAACAUUGGAGUUGGUAAUGAAUAUACUGUUUCUUCGAAAGAUAUCGGUUCUGCCAUUCGCUGCCAGAUGAAGAUCGGCGGAAACCAAGUCACUGUAACAUCCCGCGAAAUCAUUGACUCAGGACUUCCAACAGCAACGAUCGAAGCCGAAGAUUCUGCAAUUGAAGGCCAAGAAAUACCAAUCACCGUUACAUACAACGGCGGAAAGGAAGGUAAAAGCGAAUGUAAGUGGGAAAGAAUCGGCGCUGAAGAUGUAAAAGUUGUUGUUGCAAAUAAUACAAACACUUAUCAGAUAAAGAAGCAAGAUGUCAACUCAACGAUCGAAUUGAGCUACUGCCCACCACAACUAAAGGAAGGAAGCGCAGUCGCCCACUCAUUAAAGUCAGCCAUGGACCAAAUAGACCCAGAAAAGUUGACGUGGACAAUCGAAAAAGUGACAUUUUUCGAUAGUGAAAUUCUUGCCAAAGACGCAAAAUCAUUUUCAGUUCCUGCUGAUGCUGCAGGCUGGCGUAUCAUGGUCACAGCGACAAAUUCAAGCAAAAUUAAGUCUCCGUCAAAAUUUGCCAAAGAUCAGCGUAAUAACUGCACAUGGACAAGAGUUGGCAAUGCCAGAAACACAGUCGUAGUAUCGAAAGAGCUGAAAUACGUUCCUACGUUGGAAGAUGUUGGUCAUGAACUGAAAUUCUCCUACAAACCAGUCAGAAAGGAUGGAGUCACCGGCGAAACAGUCACUCAUGAGUUUGGACCUGUUAUUGCCGCAGAUCCAUCGAUUUCUGAUGCCUCAUUUACCCAAAAUUCUGAUGGCUUCCUCGAAGUGAAGUACAAAUACACUGGCGGCGUAGAAGGAAACACAACCAUCCUCUACCACAUCAAAGAUGCCAAGGGACAGCUUACUUUGUUCGCUAAAUCCCCUGAAAAAGUAAUUUGUCCUCAUCCGGACCUUUACAACAAGGAAGUGGUCGUAGAUGUAAUUCCAACACGCGACGAUAACGUAAAGGGCCAGAAAACUCGUGUUGGCUCUGUAAUUGUAAAACCAAGGCCUACAGUGAUCGAUGCCGAGAUCAAAGCGAAGAACGGAGAGAUUAAGCCAGGAAAUAUCCUGAAAUGCUUCACGAAAGUAGAAGGAAAUGGAGAAUUAUUCUAUAGAUGGUACAGAUCAACCGAUAAAGCGAAGGCUGAUGAUUGGGAGUUGAUUGAAGGUGAAGAGAAACAAGAGUUCACACCAAGAGAUAUCGAUUCAGGCUAUUUCAUCAGAUGUACCUUGUUUAUGAAGAAUUCUGAAGGCUGGGAGAGCGAUAUCUUCGAAACAAUCACUCCUAAGCAAGUCGAUGCCGCUCCUGUGAGGGUCUCAAUCGCAGGAGGAGAGCAAGAACUGGUAACUGCAACAAAUUUGACUGCAAAAGUGACAGACAAAGGCCAAGAAUUGGAAAAUGUCACUGUAGUAUGGCAGAGGAGACUGGAAAACGGCGAAUACGUCGGCAUUGCUGAAGGAAAUAGUUACUUAACGACAGCAAACGACAUUGGAAGAAAGAUUAGAUGUUUGUAUGGUAAAAACGUCUUUUCCAAUGAUACAAAUGCUGUUUCUCUGUCCGGAAAGAUGAAGAGUAUGGUAAAUGCUGUUGUUAGAACAAAGAAUUUCAAAUUUGUCGCAAAUGCUUCUUCAGGAAACUCAACAUGGACUGUCCAGGUCACAGAUAGUGGUUUGUCAAUGAAAUCAAAGCUUGGCAACGAGAAAUCUGGAAAAUGGACAACAGUUUCUGCAGAAUGCGUCGAUGGAACAAAAGAUGAGAUCAAGCUGACUCUGGAUGUCUCGACUUCCUUUGUUUUGGUGCCUGUUGUUGAGGAAGAAAGAAUUUUAUCUGCAAUUGGACAGAGAAACGUAAGAGAUUUCGUUGCUUGUGUAAUUAAUGGUUUCUCUAAGAAUGUGAAAUAA